UGACUGAGACGAUCGCAUCUGGGCGAGCGGCGCUUCGCCUCCCUCGCGUCUUUGUCUCCUCCUCCUGCGAGGCUCCGGGGCCGGGCGCAGGGUCUGCAGCACCCGCCGCAGAAGCGGGAGCCCAGCGGUGCUCUGCACGGCCUCCCGGGGCCGCGCCCUCGCUCGGCAGAGGCGCCGGAGGACGCCAGCGAGCCACGCACUGCCCGCGUCCCGCGCUCCAGCCGCCGCGCACUACCGCCGCCGCCGCCGCGACCCGGAACGAGCCCUCCCCGCCGGCCCGGUUCGGGGUGGGCAGCCCGGCUAGCAGCGGGGUGGGAAGAGCGGCCGCUGCAGUUCUGGCGGCGCACACCCCCAGGCAUACGCAUCCAACGCCUCCUCCCUGCGCCACGAGGAUGGAGCAGCCACCCCGGCCCGGGACUGGCGCAAGGUACCCAAGCAAGGACAGGAAUAAUGAAGAGACACGUGUGUUAGUUGCAACCUUUUGAACCAAGCAAGAAGGAAAUCAACAGUGUGGACAGGGCUGGAACGGUUGCCACGCUUGCUUGUUGGAGUGAAUGAGGAAUGGGCUUGUGAUUAUGCUGACAUUCCAGCAUGAAUCUGGUAGACCUGUGGUUAACCCGUUCCCUCUCCAUGUGUCUCCUCCUACAAAGUUUUGUUCUUAUGAUACUGUGCUUUCAUUCUGCCAGUAUGUGUCCCAAGGGCUGUCUCUGUUCUUCCUCUGGGGGUUUAAAUGUCACCUGUAGCAAUGCAAAUCUCAAGGAAAUACCUAGAGAUCUUCCUCCUGAAACAGUCUUAUUGUAUCUGGACUCCAAUCAGAUCACAUCUAUCCCCAACGAGAUUUUUAAGGACCUCCAUCAACUGAGAGUUCUCAACUUGUCCAAAAAUGGCAUUGAGUUUAUCGAUGAGCAUGCCUUCAAAGGAGUAGCUGAAACUUUGCAGACUCUGGACUUGUCUGACAACCGGAUUCAAAGCGUGCACAAAAAUGCCUUCAAUAACCUGAAGGCCAGGGCCAGAAUUGCCAACAAUCCUUGGCACUGUGACUGUACUCUACAGCAAGUUCUGAGGAGCAUGGCAUCUAACCAUGAGACAGCCCACAAUGUGAUCUGUAAGACUUCUGUGUUGGAUGAACACGCCGGGAGACCAUUCCUCAAUGCUGCCAAUGAUGCUGACCUUUGUAACCUCCCUAAAAAGACUACUGAUUAUGCCAUGCUGGUCACCAUGUUUGGCUGGUUCACCAUGGUGAUCUCCUAUGUGGUGUAUUACGUGAGGCAAAAUCAGGAGGAUGCCCGGAGGCACCUUGAAUACUUGAAAUCCCUGCCAAGCAGGCAGAAGAAAGCAGAUGAGCCCGAUGACAUUAGCACUGUGGUAUAGAGUCCAAGCAGCCUGGCACUGAGAAAGAAAUUCGUUGGCAAUUGCAAUAGAUUAAGUGGUUUACUUCUUCCAUCCAUUGUAAACAUUUAAAACUUUGUAUCUCCGUUUCUUUUGAAUUAUGCCACUGUUGAACUUUUAACAAACCUGAUGACAUAACAAAUCAUUUUAGUUUAGGUGACCCACCCCUUACUUGUGCCCCCAGUGGUAUAUUCCUGAGUAAGCUACUAUCUGAACAUAACUUAGAUCCAUCUCACUAUUUAAUAACGAAAUUUAUUUUUUUAAUUUAAAACCAAAUAAAAGCUUAACUUUGAACCAUGGAAAA
Odobenus rosmarus divergens (Pacific walrus) is the source of this 1693-nucleotide messenger RNA. It is a transcript of the gene LRRC3B, whose product is annotated as leucine rich repeat containing 3B. The transcript has 2 exons. Bases 592 to 1371 code for a protein of 259 amino acids. Gene Ontology annotation, molecular function: protein binding. The record is from RefSeq and is a predicted model, not a curated record. Lineage: Eukaryota; Metazoa; Chordata; Mammalia; Carnivora; Odobenidae.